AAGGGGGCGCCCCGAGCGCCCCCCUCCCCCGCUGGCGGCGCCGCGGGCGCCCCGCCAUGGACCCGGAUCACGCGGACGCGUCCUCCAGCCUGCGCGGCCAGCAGCGGCGCGGCGCCCCCGCGCCCCAGCAGGAGGAGGACCAAGCGGGCAGAAGCUGGAGGCGCGCCGGAAGCAGCGCGCGGGACUCGCUGGCCCUGGGAGAAACGCUGGCGAGGAGCCCCAGGAAGGAUCCGGCCUCGGGGGAGCCGCUCCUGGAGACCGACAUCAGGAGGAAGCUCCAGGACAACGGGCGGCUCGUGGAGGAGCUGGACCAGCUGCUGUCCUCCGCUUCCAGGAGCGGGAAGAAGAGGCUGACUUGCCGGCUAGGCCAGCGCGGCAGCGUGCCGCUGAGCGCCGGCGCCUCCCGCACGGUUGAGGUGCAGGCGCCGUCGGCGCUCCUGCUGGAGUGCUCGUCGGAGAAGGGGGCCGGCGGGGCGAAGGUGGCUUUCGACAUUGUCGUCACGGACGCCGAGGCGCACGUGGCCAGCGGACCCUACCGGGCGCAGACGACUGGCAAGACUUUGUACCGGCUGCGUCUCAGUGAGAGCAGCUCCGGCCUCGUGUUCGUCGGCCUGUGCGCCGCGAAGGACUGCCUCGUGAACGUCCUGGCCAAGAAAGACACGGGCACGGACAAGCGAGGCGCCAGCAGGGACUCGGAGUCCGACGAGGAGAAGCCGCCGCGCAGGGUGGCCGACCGCGCCAAGAAGAGGCUGGAGGACAAGCUGCACGCGCGGCGCCUGAACGCUCUCGAGG
Prorocentrum cordatum is the source of this 792-nucleotide messenger RNA. The record is from the annotation of a GenBank genome assembly. Lineage: Eukaryota; Dinophyceae; Prorocentrales; Prorocentraceae.